UCGACACCUCGGCGGUGUCGCCUCUACACUGCCUAGUGAUGCGGAGGUCUCAGAUCGCGCUUUAGUUAACUCAGUAAUUUGGCAUUUGUGUCAUUAUUUUCUGCCGUGACGAGCCAGCGGGGCGCUGAAAGUGAUGGACAACUGCCGGAGAGAUGUAAUAUUCCCAGCCUGCUUUCCGUGGCGCCAGGCGACAUUAGGUGCAAGGUCAGUACUGUCGUAUAUUGUUUACAUCGCUUACAAUGGAGGUGUAUUCGAAAUGUGUUGAAACCACUUAAUGCUAUUUUCUGAAUUUGAAAAGUAAGACGUAAUGAAGCCUCUGUUUUGACUGUGUGUGAAUGUGAGUGAAGAUGCCAAGACCCCAGUGAGCGCAACACGGAAGGGGACAUACGGUGCGGCUGUGGCCCCCUGAGGCGCGGUGCCUCUGCCUCAGGGCCCAUCCCACCACGCCAGGACAGCGCUUCUUGAACAAAACUAAAACAGAACAUUGAAAACUUUGUCAAUGAAACUUUGUUGUUGCAUCAUUCGUAACAAACGACUGAGCUCAAAAGUGAAAAAAAAUUCAAUUACUGUUGGUGACCUGAAUUCCUUGAGUCUGAGCUAGAGAGCAGUGCAUUGUCUCCAGACGCCGCCGGGCCGCCGUCAUGGAUCCCGCCAGGCUCCUCCAAAUAAUCACCAACAGCACCUGGAUGGUGACCAAACUGGUGGGGGACGGACCGGUGGAGUUCGAGCAGCCGCAGUACGUGGUGGAGGUAGCGGAGAACACUGUGGCCGAUCCCCUGCUGCGUCUCACCACACGUCCCCUCACUCAUGGCGAGAGAAUUGAGUUUAGCAUCAAGGAAGGCAACGAGCAAGGACUCUUCUCCGUGGACAGUACCAGUGGUCUCCUUAGCCUCGUGCAGCCCCUGGAUUAUGAGGAGCAAGACCAUUACGAGUUGGUGGUGCAGGCGACGGUCGGCGAGAGCAGUAGCGAGGCGACCGUGCUGGUGCGGGUGACCGAUCAAAACGACCACGCCCCAGCGUUCCCAAGGACGCUGCACGAGACACAGAUCACUGAGGAGGACGACAGGCACCUCCCAAAAACAAUACUCACGGUUACAGCGGACGACGAGGACGCGGGGAAAUACGGGCACGUGAGUUACAGGCUGGAGGGGGAGGGCGUUACUCACGACGCAUCUUCCUCAUUCGCUGUGAACCCUUCCACCGGCGCCAUCCUCCUCCUCAAGCCCCUGGACCGAGACCCCCCGCACGGCAGAUCCCAGUGGCGCCUGCUCGUGACAGCAAGCGACGGGGAGCUGGAGGACGCCACCGCCGUGCACGUCAAUCUCAAGGACGUGAAUGACAACGCCCCGUAUUUCCUGGAGGCGACCAUCAACGCCACCAUCACUGAGAACACUCCGCGCGGAGCCUCUGUAGCGCAAGUUUCGGCUCUGGACAAUGACGACCACUGGGAGGGACACAACGCACGCCUCGUCUAUUCCCUGGAAAAGAAUGUGAUAGACGAAAAUUCAGGCAGACCCAUCUUUGCUGUAAACAGCGAGAGGGGUCUCAUCAAGACAGCGCUGUGCUGCCUCGACCGAGAGAAGACUCCCCGCUACGUGAUCCAGGUGGUGGCCACGGACGGUGGGGGCCUCAAGGGGACAGGCACUGUGCUUGUGGAGGUGCAGGAUGUGAACGAUGUGUCACCCAAGUUCUCGCAGACUGAGUGGGACCUUGAGGUGCCGGAAAGUCCCUCACCUUCCUCCGUUCUAGCCACACUCACUGUCCUCGACCCCGACAUCACGAACACCUUCGCUUUCAGGGUCGUGGAGGGCAGCGGGCGGGGCUCCACGAUGUUCAGCGUGGGGUCUCGACCGAACGGGGAGGCGGCGGGAGACCUGAGAGCACUGGUGCCUCUGGAUUACGAGGACCCAGAACACCGUCAGGGAUUCCGCUUCCAGGUCCAGGUCACCGACAUGGGGGACGCGGGCUGGGAGCAAGAGGACCAUGUGGACGAGGCUUGGGUGAACCUGCGGCUGGUGGACGCCAACGACAACGCCCCGACCUUCUCCUCCAACCACGCCCACCUCACGCUACCCGAGGACACACCCACUGGCACCCUGCUGGCCUCGUUCACAGCGCACGACGAGGACGGGGGGGGAGAGGGGCGCAUCGAGUACAGCAUAGAUCCAGUCAGUGACCCUGGCAGACUGUUCCUCGUGGACGAAACAGGAAGCGUGCGGCUGGUUGGUGAGCUCGACAGAGAAACUGCCAGCGCUCACACCUUGCUUAUAUUGGCGAUGGACGACGGCACGCCACGCCGGACAGCUACUGCCACCCUCAUGCUGAACGUGACUGAUGUAAACGACAACCCACCGUACCUGAAGGACCCGUGGGAGGUGCAGGUGCAGGAAAACUCGGCGCCGCAGGUGGUAGCAGUAGCCAGGCUCGGUGAUCCGGACGACUGGAGGCAAGGUCACGGGCCGCCCUUCUCCAUACACCUGGACCCCUUGGCGCCGCCCCACACACAGACCACCCUCAAGGUCGACCUCAACAAACAUGGGGACGAGGGACGUGGAGUGGGUGUUGUGUCUACCAGAGUGCCACUGGACCGUGAGCAGCGACGUGUUCUCCUGGUCCCUUUGGUGGUGGCUGACGCCGGAUCACCACCGCUCUCCGCCACUGUCACCCUCACCUUGCAUGUAGCUGAUCUCAAUGACAACCCCAUGUUGCCCGCCACAAAGACCGUCGCGGCCCUCACCAUCCAGCCACAGAGUCCUGAAGUUCCCUUGGGACGAGUGUACGUGAAAGAUCCUGACGACUGGGACGCGGCCGCCAAGUCCUACGCAUGGCGCGACGCCUCACGGCACCUCUCUUCCUUCGCCCUCAACACCAGCACGGGGGAACUGACGAUGAGACACGGCACGCCUGACGGAAGGUACGACUUAGGUUUCACUGUCAGCGACGCCUACCAGAGUCAGUCCGGCGUGGAGGCCAACGUGAGCGUGGAGGUGAAGUCCCUCAGCCACGCAGAGGUGAUGUCCUCCGUGCCUCUCACCCUGGCGACUCACCCUUACCGUGUUGUGAGAACAAGAGCUGAGGAAGGCUCCUCCAUCUUACAGCAGGUGAUGCGGGCGGUGCGGGCGUGGGUACGGGGAGCGGUGAGGAUCGUGGCGGUGCAGGGCGUGGGCCACCACAGCAGCAGGGUGUGGCUCUCCUCCCCCGCUGACCAGAAUUUGCACCACACUCUUCUCCUUCACCGGGAUGAGAUCAGUAAAGCCUCGGGAGUAGGCAUCACGCACGUGGGUGUGGGCACGUGCCAGGAGGCCUCUCACAGAAACUGUGAAGGAGGGUGUUGGGUGCGAAUGUCGCUGGAUGACGGCUUCACCCUGAUAGACGCCAACACGUCAGCCGUGGUAGGGCCCCAGCUAGGCGUUCAUAUGGGGUGUGGCUGUGCCUCAGACACUGGCCCGCCCACCUGCACACCACACACCUGUCUCAACGGCGGCCGCUGCUUGCCCACGCCCAACGGUGCCAGGUGUGUGUGUCCUCACCACACCACGGGAGCGCGAUGCAAGGUUCUUGCCAGACACUUCAAGAAAGACCCGGAUGAAAGUGGAGGAUGGGCUUGGGUACCCUCUCUUCCCUCGUGUGAGGAGGUACACAUAAGUCUGGAAGUGCUCACUCGAUCGAAAGAUGCUACUCUCCUUUACUCGGGACCCGACCAUCUCCCACCCUUGCCUGGAGCCACUAGCGACGUAAUGAUGCUGGAGCUGCGAAACGGCAGACCUUCUCUGGUGCUUGAUUUAGGUGCCGGCCCCGUGGUGCUCACCCUCAACACAUCCUACUCUUUGGCGGACUACGUAUGGCACAGGCUGGACCUAAUCUGGAAGGAUGAGCAGGUGCAGGUGAUCGUGGACCUGUGUGGCGGCGGCAGUCUGGAGGACCAGCCGGCCACGCCCAGGAAAAGUUCUGUCCACGACGCUAACUUCACCACCUCGACCUUCUUGCCCAGUCCUCCUGACGCCCACAGUUGUCGAGGGUCUGCAAAGCUUCCUCGCGGAGCCCGCCUCCUGAACGUAGGCCAGCCACUGCAAGUAGGCGGAAUGGCGCACCCAGCCCCCGCCCACGCGCUGUAUGGUUGGCCAGAACCACUGCUCGCUCUUCCCCUCCACGGUUGUGUCAGGAACCUUCGCAUCAAUGGGCAGAUUAUGGAUCUCGGUCACGGCAUCCUGAGCCAAGGCAGCUCUCCCGGCUGCCCCGCCGCGGAAUGUUCAGAAAGCGGGCUAACGUGCGGUCUUCACAGCAGGUGCCGGGGCUCCCCAGGGGACCUGCGUUGUGAGUGCCAGCCAGGUUGGUCGGGACAAGACUGUAACACCGCCACCACUCCUGCCACCUUCCAGGUGAACAGCUACGUGAAACUGGCCCUCUCCUUCACGCCUCUCGCCUACAGCACCUCGCUGCAACUCAGGUUCCGUACAAGGCGAAGAAGAGGGGAGCUUGUAGUGUUGUCCUCCCAGCACGGACGCGACCGCCUCGCCUUGCAGCUUGUGCGGGGACGGCUGUGCCUCAUCCUACAUCUGCACCCUGAGGAUCCUCGCUCACUCUGCCUCACCCGCGCUGCUCUCACAGAUGGUCGUUGGCAUUCUGUUGAAGCUUACAGGCACGGGUCAGUCACUGUCUUGUUGGUGGAUGACGGUGACGGUGACCUGUACAACGCCUCUUUGUCGAUGGAUGGACGUCAGGUGCUGGAAGUGGACAAGCAAGAGGGCGUCCACGUUGGCGGGUCGCCAGAAUAUGUGGGCGUCAGUGUUUUCAAAAUACACGGCGACUACCACGAGGGUUGUGUGGAUGAUAUAAGAAUCUCUGGACGGAGGAUGCCGCUUCCACCAGCUGUCAAUAACACUCCGUGGGGACAGGUGAGCCUCUAUCAGCGCGUGGAGCAGGAUUGCGAUGCUCCCCCGGCCUGCGCCAACGUCACGUGCAGGCCACCCCUCACCUGCGUCGAUACUUGGCGUUCACAUUACUGCGGGUGUGGUGACGGGAGGAAGCUUGCCAGUGGACGAGGAACCUGCGAGGAUGUGAAUGAAUGCGUAUGGCAGCCUUGUCUCAAUGGCGGCUCCUGCUUCAAUAAACAUGCAGUGGGAUACGUCUGCGAGUGUCCCUCUGGCUUCGGCGGAGACCAAUGCCACAUACCUGACGCCACUCACACCACCCUCAGGCUCUCCCUCGGAGCGCUGGCGGCAGUGCUUGUGUGGUGUGCGUUCCUAUUACUGGUGGUGGGCGCUGUCCUCCUCCAUCAGCAUCACAGCCGCUCCACCUUUCGUCGAGGGGAAGCUCAAAUGAAGGAGAGCGCAGUCAACGGUAAAGGGACCUCAUCACCCCCUCGCCGGCGUGCCCCAAGUCUACUGGAGCUGCAGCUGCUGAAGCCGCCGCGAGCCAACGGUCAGCCCGCCUGGAACAACGGACACAGGACAGGUGAGAAGGCGCUGCAAGCUGACAGCACCUCAGCCGAAAGCGCGGAUGAUCCUGAGCAGGGUGGAGGUGACGCCGAGUGCAGCAGAAACUGUCGGAACCGACAGCUGACUUUCUCGUGUUCCGUCGAGGAUGAUUUGAGAAACUACGCUUACGAAGGUGAUGAGUCAUCCCCUGGAUCAUUGUCGUCUUGUAAGUGGACCAGGAGAGCAAGGAAUGGAAGAAAGGUUAACUACGAAGUGUAUCGUAUAAGAUCAAGCAUGGAGGGCUGCGGCAACACUGUCCGGGUCGCCAGUGGGCCUCACUUAGUGGAGUCCUGGAAUCCUGGCACUCAGCAGCCGAGAACCACAGCCUCCAUCACUACUCUCUCCUCAGACAGCCGCCACCCAGUCUCAACAACCACUUGCGAUAUCCACGCUGCUGAUGAAACGACCUCUCUUCCCAUGUACCCAGAUCUGUUGUCCCCACCCACGGGAGACGUAGUGAGCAUUACUAUCCCACCGGAGCUCCUCACCCCGCCGGGGCCCGCACAGAUCCCAGAGCCCCCUCGAGCCUUUAGCACCCAAUAGGACCCACAACAGGUACCCAAAUUUAAGAAGACAGAGAUGUGUUUUCUCCCAAGCAGCAACAGAUGUCACCGAGGGCAGACACUGCACGGAUGGGGCUUGCUAAUCGUAGAAAUGGCUUAUUAUUUUUUUAAAUGUUUCUAUUUCCAAUAAAAUCACGUUUUGU
Messenger RNA from Scylla paramamosain (green mud crab), 6183 nucleotides. RefSeq names its product putative neural-cadherin 2. The record is from RefSeq and is a predicted model, not a curated record. Gene Ontology annotation, molecular function: cadherin binding; calcium ion binding. Gene Ontology annotation, cellular component: plasma membrane; catenin complex; adherens junction. Gene Ontology annotation, biological process: cell morphogenesis; calcium-dependent cell-cell adhesion; cell-cell adhesion mediated by cadherin. Bases 642 to 6020 code for a protein of 1792 amino acids. The transcript is spliced from 30 exons. NCBI's taxonomy places the organism in Eukaryota, Metazoa, Arthropoda, Malacostraca, Decapoda, Portunidae.